Megalobrama amblycephala (Wuchang bream) is the source of this 1071-nucleotide messenger RNA. Its product is annotated as tripartite motif-containing protein 16-like. The record is from RefSeq and is a predicted model, not a curated record. The coding region runs from base 81 to 938 and encodes 285 amino acids. Gene Ontology annotation, molecular function: protein binding. NCBI's taxonomy places the organism in Eukaryota, Metazoa, Chordata, Actinopteri, Cypriniformes, Xenocyprididae. The transcript has 3 exons.
AAAAGCAUUCGAUUUGUAACACUCUGAACAUACAGAUACAGCACACACAUCUCCAACACGCUUUAGCUAAAGCACUAAGAAUGAAGUUCAGAGUAGCAGUUCUUCUGCUUCUGUACAAAUGUCUUGUAUUCGCUCCGAAUGUCAUAUUCGCGACAGAAUCUGCCGUCUCAGGAUUGCCUUGUCCUUUGAAAACAUGCACAGAUGUACUGAAGGAACUAAAAGAUCUGGAAAUCAGACUGGCUAAGAGUGAAGAUCAGAUUGAGGAAAUCAAAAAGGAAAAACAAGAUCUGGAAAUCAGACUGGCUAAGUGUGAAGCUCAGAUUGAAGAAAUCAAAAAGGAAAAACAAGACAAAGACUUUGUUCCCAGGACCAGGAACGACUUCCUACAAUAUUCCCGUUGGCUCACUCUGGAUCUGAACACAAUGAAUAAAUACCUCCUUGUGUCUGAGGGGAACAGAGUGAUUACUCGCACUGACACACCGCAGUCGUAUCCUGAUCAUCCAGACAGAUUUGGUGGUGGGAAUUCUCAGGUGUUGUGUAGAGAGAGUGUGAGUGAUCGACGGUCUUACUGGGAGAUUGAGUGGAGUGGAGAUGUGUGGAUAUCAGUGUCAUAUAAGAGCAUCUGCAGGAAGAUAGGGAUUGAGAGUCAGUUUGGAUCUAAUGAUCAGUCCUGGAGUUUGAUCUGCUCUUACUACAGAUACUCAUUCAGACACAAUGACAUAUGGACUGUUCUACCUGUAGAUCCCAUCAUCAGUAGAACAGUGAAUGGGAAGGAUUACUAUAGAACAGGAGUGUAUGUGGAUCACAGUGCAGGAAUUCUGUUCUUCUACGACGUCUCUGGAGACACAAUGAUCCUCAUCCACACAGUCCAGACCACAUUCACUCAACCGCUCUAUCCUGGGAUUUGGGUUUAUAGAGAAUCAUCAGUGAAACUGUGAUGAUGAAUCAGAACAGAGAGACUCUACCCAUAAUGCUUUGAGCUGAUGAUGAAUCAGAUGUUAUAGAGUCUCUUCAUUACAUUAAUACUGCGACACUGAAAUAUCAUGUCAGAAUAAAAGUGUGUGACACAGA